AUGGCCCCCCUUCCCGAGUUGGAGAGUCUACAUAUUGUGUCCAGAAACUCUCGUGGACACGCCCCAAAAGAGAAACCACAUCCUCAGAACGUUCUACCCACUGUGAGGGAACUCCUCGAGGAGAAACGCAGAAGUGCAGCUAACACGAGCACUGAGGAGGGUGCCGCUGCUUUCCAAUCCGCGGUUCCGUCAUGGCAUGUGGGCGUCUCACAGCCCACCGUACCCACAGACUCCUGUCGCUAUGGAUCUCCUGUUGAGUUCUCUCCCACUGACACUGUCUAUCCAUUCAGCACGACAGCGCUGUACCCUGCGUGCGAGUACUCGUGUCACAGUGCCAGCCUGUACCCUGACCAUGCUGCCGAUAUCAUGUCUGCAGCCGAUACCCAUCCAAAUGUCCCAUCCAUCCCAUACUACCCCCCCAACUCACCCCCACAGCCCUUGGCAACACCACAGCCCAUGGCAACGCCACAGCCAAUCGCAGCCUCAAUGUUGGAACAAGCUCGAAGAACCAUCCAGAACAUGGAGGUAACCAACCUCUUGCAUCGAGAUGAUGACGGAGACACGGUUCUGCACAUUUACGCCGCGAAGGGCAUGCGGGAGUUUGUCCUGGCAGCAGCCGAGCACCUUCGCCAGCUCCACAGCCUGGAGCUCAGAGAGCAUAAAGGCAAGACACCCCUCCUGGUCGCUGUAACAGCCAAUCAGGCGGAAGUUGUGUCCGAUCUCAUUGAACUGGGAGCAGAUGUCAACGCCACCGAUUUUAAAGGUCAAAGUGCGCUUCACCUGGCUCCAGACCCCGUCCCCUGUCCCUGUCCCCCGUCGCCGUCCCGUCCCCUGUCCCCCAUCCCCCAACGCGUCCCAGACCCGUCGCCAUCCCCUGGCCUGUCCCCCGUCCCCGUCGCUCAUCGCCGUCCCCCAUCCUCAUCCCCGUUCCCAUCUGAUGACGGGGCGAUCCUGCAGACUGCAGUCCCACUCAAUGUUGAAGCUCGGAAUUUUGAAGGUCUCACGGCGAUGCACUGUGCUGUGAAAUCUCACAACCAGACCAUGAGGAAGAUGGCAGAGGCUCAAGACCAGAUGCAGUGUGUGAGCCCACAGCUACAGGGGGCCGCCCAGGACAGACUGCAGUGUAUCAUCCUCCUGCUGAACAUGGGAGCCUCGAUCUUCACCCAGGACAUUAAGAACAGUGUGUCUGUCCUCCACCUCAGUGUCCAGGACGGGAACCUGGCCCUUGUUGAAUUCUUCACCAACAUCCGCACUCCACGGCUUCCCGAGUUUCUCAACAUGAAGGCCCACGGGAACACUGCGUUACACAUGGCAGCCGGCCUACACGGAGACAGGAACCAGUUGGAGAUUAUCCAGUUACUGCUGGCACGAGGGGCCGACCCCAGUAUCAGGAACCUGGAGAAUGAACAGGCCAUUCACCUCCUUCAGCCUAGCCCCAUCCGGGAACAGAUUAAGCAGAUGCUGAAGAGGGGGCGGCCCACGCCCAGAUUCGGAUCCUCAUAGGAACAGAUUACAAGCUCG
Stegostoma tigrinum is the source of this 1521-nucleotide messenger RNA. RefSeq names its product NF-kappa-B inhibitor delta-like. Gene Ontology annotation, biological process: regulation of gene expression. NCBI's taxonomy places the organism in Eukaryota, Metazoa, Chordata, Chondrichthyes, Orectolobiformes, Stegostomatidae. Bases 1 to 1503 code for a protein of 500 amino acids. Gene Ontology annotation, cellular component: nucleus. Gene Ontology annotation, molecular function: protein binding. The transcript is spliced from 12 exons. The record is from RefSeq and is a predicted model, not a curated record.